AUGGCCGCUGCCCGCCUCGCGCCGGGGCUGAGGCUUCAGCUCCUGGGGCUGGGGUUGCUGCUGCUGCUGGCUGCUGCUGGGGGCCCGGGCCGGGGGGCGGCCUUGAGCGGGAACGCGACCGGGCCUGGGCCGCGGGGCGCGGGCGGGAGCGCGAGGCGGAGCGCGGCCGGGACCGGCCCUCCGCCGCUGCUGAGCCACUGCGGCCGGGCCGCCCCGUGCGAGCCGCUGCGCUACAACGUGUGCCUGGGCUCGGCGCUGCCCUACGGGGCCACCUCCACGCUGCUGGCCGGGGACUCGGACUCGCAGGAGGAAGCGCACGGCAAGCUCGUCCUCUGGUCGGGUCUCCGGAAUGCCCCCCGCUGCUGGGCAGUGAUCCAGCCUCUGCUGUGUGCCGUGUACAUGCCCAAGUGUGAGAACGACAGGGUGGAGCUGCCCAGCCGCACCCUCUGCCAGGCCACCCGCGGCCCAUGUGCCAUCGUGGAGAGGGAGCGGGGCUGGCCCGACUUCCUGCGCUGCACCCCUGACCACUUCCCCGAGGGCUGUCCGAAUGAGGUGCAGAACAUCAAGUUCAACAGCUCAGGCCAGUGUGAGGCCCCCUUGGUUCGGACCGACAACCCCAAGAGUUGGUACGAGGACGUGGAGGGCUGUGGGAUCCAGUGCCAGAACCCACUCUUCACCGAGGCCGAGCACCGGGACAUGCACAGCUACAUUGCCGCCUUCGGCGCUGUCACGGGCCUCUGCACGCUCUUCACCCUGGCCACGUUUGUGGCUGACUGGCGGAAUUCAAAUCGCUACCCUGCCGUCAUUCUCUUCUACGUCAAUGCGUGUUUCUUUGUGGGCAGCAUCGGCUGGCUCGCCCAGUUCAUGGACGGCGCCCGCCGGGAGAUCGUCUGCCGUGCAGAUGGCACCAUGAGGCUUGGGGAGCCCACCUCCAACGAGACACUGUCCUGUGUCAUCAUCUUUGUCAUCGUGUACUACGCCCUGAUGGCUGGUGUUGUCUGGUUCGUGGUCCUCACCUAUGCCUGGCACACCUCCUUCAAGGCCCUGGGCACCACCUACCAGCCUCUCUCGGGCAAGACCUCCUACUUCCACCUGCUUACAUGGUCGCUCCCCUUUGUCCUCACUGUGGCAAUCCUCGCUGUGGCUCAGGUGGAUGGGGACUCUGUGAGCGGCAUAUGUUUUGUGGGCUACAAGAACCACCGGUACCGGGCCGGAUUUGUACUGGCCCCAAUUGGCCUGGUGCUCAUCGUGGGAGGUUACUUCCUCAUCCGAGGAGUCAUGACCCUGUUCUCCAUCAAGAGCAACCACCCUGGGCUGCUGAGUGAGAAGGCUGCCAGCAAGAUCAACGAGACCAUGCUGCGUCUGGGCAUUUUCGGCUUCCUGGCCUUUGGCUUCGUGCUCAUCACCUUCAGCUGCCACUUCUAUGAUUUCUUCAACCAGGCUGAGUGGGAGCGCAGCUUCCGGGACUACGUGCUGUGCCAGGCCAAUGUGACUAUCGGGUUGUCCACCAAGAAGCCCAUCCCUGACUGUGAGAUCAAGAAUCGCCCUAGCCUCCUGGUGGAGAAGAUCAACCUGUUUGCCAUGUUUGGAACCGGCAUUGCCAUGAGCACCUGGGUCUGGACCAAGGCCACGCUGCUCAUCUGGAGGCGCACCUGGUGCAGGUUGACAGGACAGAGUGACGAUGAACCCAAACGGAUCAAGAAGAGCAAGAUGAUUGCCAAGGCCUUCUCCAAGCGGCGGGAGCUGCUGCAAAACCCAGGCCAAGAACUCUCCUUCAGCAUGCACACCGUCUCCCACGAUGGACCUGUGGCGGGUUUGGCCUUUGACCUCAAUGAGCCCUCAGUGGAUGUGUCCUCUGCCUGGGCCCAGCAUGUCACCAAGAUGGUGGCUCGGAGAGGAGCCAUACUGCCCCAGGAUGUGUCUGUCACCCCUGUGGCAACUCCAGUGCCUCCAGAGGAAAAAGCCAACCUAUGGCUGGUUGAGGCAGAGAUCUCCCCAGAGCUGGAGAAGCGCCUGGGCCGGAAGAAGAAGCGGAGGAAGAGGAAGAAGGAGGUGUGCCCACUGGGGCCACCCCCUGAGCUUCAGCACCCUGCCCCAGCCCCCAGCGCCGUUCCUCAUCUGCCUCAGCUGCCCAGGCAGAAGUGCCUGGUGGCCACAGGUGCCUGGGGCACUGGGGAACCCUGCCGACAGGGAGCCUGGACGCUGGUCUCCAACCCCUUCUGUCCAGAUCUCAGUCCCCUUCAGGAUCCGUUUUUGUCCAGUGGCCCUACCCCCACGGCCUGGGCUCAGGGCCGCCGGCAGGGGCGGGGGCCCAUUCACUCCCGCACCAACCUGAUGGAGGCAGAGCUCAUGGAUGCGGACUCAGACUUCUGAGUCAGGAGAGCAAGACCUGAAACAGGAAAGGGAAAUAAAACCCAUCCAAGAUGCUUCUUCCUCCCUCAGAGUUCCUCCCAGGAUCUCCUCUUCCAGGGCACCUGUGGGCCCAGUGCCCUCCCUGGAGAGUUCUAGAUGUCUGGCUCACAGCAGCAGGACUGUGGGAAGAGCCCUGACAUCUGCACGGGUAGGCCUCACCCAGGGGCAGGGCCCUGGAGCUCAGGUCCUUGUUGGUGCCCUGCUGGCUAGCAGCAUCUGUCUCCCCCUGGGUUAGAGCUUGUGGUGGGUCAGUAAUGGCAAAGGCAGGAAAGACAGUGCCCAGAAUGGGCUGUGGUAGCCAGGGAGACAAUGAAGCCCAUGUCUGUCAGAUGAGGGCUGGUUGCCCUUUUCUGUGCCAAUGGGUGCCCUUUCCUGGCAGUCUCAGACCAAAAGUGUUUAUUGUGUCAUUAGCCCUUUGUCUAAAUGGGGACAGGACUCCCUCUAUCCUCUUCCAGGCAGUUGUGGGGCUGGGAGUGCCUGCUCCCAUCGGGGUUCCAGCCUCUCUUCACAGGCGUCCAGCUGGUCCUGCCUCAGACCAGUCACCCUCCUGUGUUCUGCUCCUCCCUCCCUCCCUCCCCCUUUACAGCCCUCCUAGGCCAACCUCUUCCUGUUUCCUGUUUGUUGAUUAAUACCCAGAACUGUUGACUUCUCCACCUUGUCCCAUUCACCUCCACCGUUUUGCUGCUUGGCUCCAUCUCCAGAUGAGGGACUGAUUCAGCCAUCGAGCCUGGUGUGGUUUAGAAGCAGUGACUGACGGGGAGCCUCAGGGCCUCCAAGAGACAUUUGUUAUCUCUUCCACAUAUCCAUCCAGUGGGGGAUGGAUAUCCCUGACAUAAGGAGCUACUCUGGGAAGCUGCUGGAGCUUCAUCAGGCAGGAAAGCUUCCUUCAACUUCCACAACCAACAGGCAAGGAGAUUCCCACCUCAUAACCCCCAAACAUGUCCCCAAGGCCCCAAUUUCGAGAACCAGACAGCAGGAAGCCUUAGGAGCUGGCUGGAUUCCAGAUAGGAGGAUAGAGAUGGGAAGAAGAAAUAUAAACAGUAAAUAAAAGGUUUUUGUAUAAA
Molecule: messenger RNA, 3476 nt
Organism: Talpa occidentalis (Iberian mole)
Lineage: Eukaryota; Metazoa; Chordata; Mammalia; Eulipotyphla; Talpidae
Gene: SMO
Product: smoothened, frizzled class receptor
Biological process (GO): commissural neuron axon guidance; central nervous system development; positive regulation of smoothened signaling pathway
Cellular component (GO): cilium; dendrite; plasma membrane
Molecular function (GO): transmembrane signaling receptor activity; patched binding
Source: RefSeq, a predicted model, not a curated record